CGCGGGAUUCUCUCAGGAGCUCCUCCCUCCGCCCUGAUUGGGUGCAGGGCCUGCCCCGCCUUAUAGUCUCAGGCUCCCGCUGGCUUGGGGCGGAGUCCGCGGGUAGAGGAUGGGAGUUUAAGGCCCGGGAUUGCUGGAGGGCAGGCGGCCACAGUCUAGGGGCGGCACGGUGUCGACUUGCAACCCAGCUGAGCGGAGAGGCGCCACCUGGGAGGCGCUGAGAGUAUGAGGCUCUGGCCUCCACUGGCCACUGGCUCGUGACCCUUCCACCACGGCGGGGCCUUCCAAGCCAACCUCCUGCCGUGUGGUGAUCUACCUGCAGCGGGAGAUGUCGGGGGAUACCUGUCUGUGCCCAGCGUCAGGGGCCAAGCCCAAGCUAAGCGGCUUCAAGGGAGGAGGCUUGGGCAACAAAUACGUCCAGCUCAAUGUGGGUGGUUCCUUGUACUACACCACCGUGCGGGCGCUAACCCGGCAUGACACCAUGCUCAAGGCCAUGUUCAGUGGGCGCAUGGAGGUGCUGACCGACAAAGAAGGCUGGAUCCUCAUAGACCGAUGUGGAAAGCACUUUGGCACCAUUUUGAAUUACCUCCGAGAUGACACCAUCAUCCUCCCUCAAAACCGGCAAGAAAUCAAGGAACUGAUGGCUGAAGCAAAAUAUUACCUCAUUCAGGGGCUGGUGAACAUGUGCCAGACUGCCCUGCAGGACAAGAAGGACUCCUACCAGCCUGUGUGCAACGUCCCCGUCAUCACAUCCCUGAAAGAAGAGGAGAGGCUCAUCGAAUCCUCCACCAAGCCCGUGGUGAAGCUGCUAUACAACAGAAGCAACAACAAGUAUUCCUACACCAGCAACUCCGAUGACCACCUGCUGAAAAACAUUGAGCUGUUCGACAAGCUCUCCCUGCGCUUCAACGGCCGUGUGCUCUUCAUCAAGGAUGUCAUCGGCGACGAGAUCUGCUGCUGGUCCUUCUACGGGCAGGGUCGGAAGCUGGCGGAGGUGUGCUGCACCUCCAUCGUGUACGCCACCGAGAAGAAGCAGACCAAGGUGGAAUUCCCAGAGGCCCGAAUCUAUGAGGAGACACUCAACGUUCUACUCUACGAGACCCCCCGAGUCCCUGACAACUCCCUAUUGGAAGCCACCAGCCGGAACCGCAGCCAGGCGUCCCCCAGUGAAGACGAGGAAACCUUUGAACUGAGGGACCGUGUCCGCCGCAUCCACGUCAAGCGUUACAGCACUUACGACGACCGGCAGCUGGGCCACCAGUCUGCCCAUCGCGACUGACAAGACCCUCCCGGAGUCAGGGCACGAGAUUCCCUGUCUCCUCUCUUGUGGAACCUCGCCCCAUUGGCCACCCCACGCUGCUGCUGGCUUGGGUCUCUGCUCCAGCACCCAGAGGCAUGACACGCCCUGCCUGGAAGCACAGAGGGCCUGAGCUGGGGCGGGACUGUUUCUUUUCCCAGCUCCCUGAGCACUUCAGGAUGCCUGAGUCCCAGCCUCUUUGCUCAGCAGCUCCCUUCCUGCCACAGGGAGCCGCUGCUGCCCCUGGGCUGAAUGGACUGACCUGCCCACCCCCCUGCCAAGAGCAUUCCCCUUGGCCCUUUGCUGAGCACCCCUUUGCUCUGCUGAAGGGCUACUUUAGGCCUCAGGGGAGGCCCAUGGGGAAUGGGUUCACUCUGGGGAAGGUGGCUUCUGGUGCUGUGGAGGCCCAAUUUCUUACAGAAGGUGGGGCUUCUUUUUUCCUAAGGUGUUUAAGCACAGGCUUAAUGAGUUUGGUUUUUAAAAAAUAAUCUAGGAAAUGACUAGUUUUAAGUCUAAUAAUGAGGAGACUGGGUAUUUCUGCUCCAGGGUUCCAAAACCCUGGGUAAAACAGAACCCUUGGCCCUUUUGAUGCCUUUGGGGUCUGUUUUUGUAAAGCACUUUGUACUUUUAUUCAGGAGAUUUGUAUUCUGCCCUGACUCACGUCAUCCUUCUCUGAUCCUAAACCCCUUUUCCCUGUAGAAUCAAUCUGAGGGAGGGGAAAGAAGCAAUAAAAAAGAAAACUGACCAUCUUUGGCUUUGCCAAACUGGCCAAGCAGCUGGCCCAGAGA
Kogia breviceps (pygmy sperm whale) is the source of this 2085-nucleotide messenger RNA. It is a transcript of the gene TNFAIP1, whose product is annotated as TNF alpha induced protein 1. The record is from RefSeq and is a predicted model, not a curated record. NCBI's taxonomy places the organism in Eukaryota, Metazoa, Chordata, Mammalia, Artiodactyla, Physeteridae. Gene Ontology annotation, biological process: negative regulation of Rho protein signal transduction; protein homooligomerization; protein ubiquitination. Gene Ontology annotation, cellular component: Cul3-RING ubiquitin ligase complex. Gene Ontology annotation, molecular function: protein binding; ubiquitin-protein transferase activity.